Nothobranchius furzeri (turquoise killifish) is the source of this 5782-nucleotide messenger RNA. Its product is annotated as protein FAM222B. The record is from RefSeq and is a predicted model, not a curated record. NCBI's taxonomy places the organism in Eukaryota, Metazoa, Chordata, Actinopteri, Cyprinodontiformes, Nothobranchiidae.
UGCGCAUGCUCAGUCGACGUUGCUGCCGUAGCUAGACAGCAACACGGAGAAGACACUAAACCGGUAUGGUGUCGUCGCUCUUUUUAAGCUGGCACUGUUAUAACCCAACAAAAUGAAGUGAAGUUCCCCAACUCAUAUCAUCUAUAGGAUAUGAGAAGAACGUGUCCAAUGCAGCAUUAGAGGAAUCGUGACAUGCUGGCUUGUUUGCCAGCAUUAGGAGACCCUACCAUCCGAUUUCUUCCUUGCACGCAGAUGAACACUGGACCUCAGAAAUGGGAAACUACACAGAAGAUGAGAUCUGCCGUCUAUCCAACCCCAGCCGAGUUGGAUGCCUAUGCUAAGAAAGUAGCCAACAACCCUCUGACCAUCCAGAUCUUCCCCAACAGCAUCAAGGUUCCUCAAAGGAAGCACGUGCGUCGCACAGUCAACGGGCUUGACACGUCCUCGUCCAGCCAACGCCACAGCCCCUACGCUUCUCAGGUCACCUCCAGUGGAGGCCUGCUGGCUGUCCUUCGAGCACCUGUUAAGGGCUUCAUCAAACAGUCGCAUAAUAGCCGCACUAGACAACAGAAGGCAGUCAUGAACCCUCAAACUGGGCCGUACGCCACUCAAAGCACUUUAAAUCUUCCUCAUUCUGCUCCGCACCUACCAGUCCCCUCCCAGCCUGCAACCCAGAAGCAGAGUAUGGCUCACGCUCCGGCCCUGCAGCAGCAUCAAAGUUUGGCUCAUUCAAUGACUCUACAGCAGCACCAGCCCCAGGCUUUGCAGCAGAGGAGCAUGGCCCAUUCUCACGCACUACAGCGGCAGCAGAGCAUGCCCCAGGUUCCGUCUACACAGCAGCCGAGACUGGCUCACCCACAAGCACUACAGACACAGCAGGACCUGGCUCGCACCCAGACUCUGCAGCAGGGCCCGUCUCUUUCAUCAGUCAUUCCACAGCAGCAUCUUUCUCAUGUGCACACUCUGAAGCAUCAGACUGUUACUCCACAAGCUUUAGUUACUCAGCAGGGAGCCACUCAGGAUCUGCGCCACCCAUCUGAAGGAGCUCAGCUUCAGAACUUGCCACACACCCAGGGGCUCCCCCAUGCAGUGCCUACAGGACCUCCAUCCAUGUCUAACAACCUCCAGCAGCCCCCUGUAGGACAGUAUGGCCCACGGAAGCUGCCAGAUGUGGACGCCCCACCAAAUGUAACUGUAUCUACCUCCACCAUACCACUGUCGAUGGCAGCCAGCUUGCAUCAGAACCGGCCCAGUGACCUGAGCAGCAUUGUACACCAAAUCUACCAGCUGUGCCAGGCUCGGGCCGGCAUGGGCAUCACCUCAGUCUGUGAGGGCCAGAUUGCCAACCCCAGCCCCAUUAGCCGCAACCUGCUGAUCAACGCUAGCUCGAGGGUGUCUCAGCACUCGGUUCUGGGCAGUGGUCCCAGCUGCCUCAUGGUGGGACACCCAGACCAAGCUGCAGCUCAGACACCCAGUGGUACACUCCACUCUCAGACCACUACCGCUGCUCCUAACGAUAUGGCUACCUUUCACACUGACAGCGAGAAGGUGCAGCAGCUUAAGCACCAUUUGCAGCAACAGAAACAGCAGCAGCAACAUCUGCAGCAGCAGCAGCAGCGCUCCUGGGCCCAGCAUCAACUGGCCCACAUGCAGCAGCCUCCUGAAGGAGUUCACCCCUGCAAAAACCCGAGGUUGGAGCUGUCGGGCGAGUGUGCUUUCCCGUCUCAGAACCUCAGCUACGCCCACAAGCUGCCCAAUGCAGCACAGGGCUUUCCUCUGAAACACCCCACUGAAACGUCACACUCUUCCUCCCCCGUGAACUGCCCGGGAGGGUCUAUGCCUUACAUUAAUGGGCACUACAUGCAGCUGCCUUGGAGCAGCAUCCCAAAUGCAGCAGGGAACAGUGGGAAUGGUCUUCAAGACCUGCCGGUGGAUUUCCAUAGAGGGCAGGCUUCUGCCGCUACAGACCGCAUUCCAGGGGCAAAAUACAGGCCCAGCAAAGACGGGCCCCCCACUGGCCACUCAAAGAUGAUGCAGAGAAUGGACUUUUUAGGUGAGGAUUUUCAGAUGCCCGGUUUACCGGAUCCGAACAUGGAUGUGGUACAGAAGAUGCACAGGUCUGCCAUGGGCCAAGUAAAGGAUUCCAGUAACAGCGGAGGUGUCCACACUCACCACCCAGGCUACCAUUAAAAUGUCUGCUUGUUCUUUAGUGCUUAUUUUUAAUUAUUAUUAUUAGCACUUUCAGUUUCUGUCCUGUAUGUUUUUUUCUUCAGUCUUGAACAGUCAGGUAGAUUUUAUUGCUUCAGCGCUGAAAAAGGCCCUGCGCUGGAUUGCGUCCGUGAUUAACCGCAAGGAGGCGCUCCACUUCCUCCACGGGUACCCAAACAGAAUAAAGCGGAUUUGGAAAAUGAAUGAAUGAGUUGGAUUUGGAAACCUGCGAGUCAUGUGGGUUUACACUAUUCCUCAGGUCUUAAGCCAUGCUGUACCUUUGUUACAAAUGAAGGGUUUGUGAACUAGUUUGUGAGUCUUCUCAUCACUGGCGUGGAUGUGCUGCUCUGUGUGUGUCCGUGUCGUUCUGUAUGUUUUCAUCCGCCGCUGAGUUUCCUCUUGCCUCACGAUUCUCACAAUGCUCCUUUUAGGUUAACGUUUAUCAGCAUAUAUGGCCUUAAACCGGCCCAGUGGCGAGCUUUAGGACACCCUUGUGCUAAGUUGCAGUGAAAGAUGUGGCCCGAGUUAUUAAGGUUGUGUGUUUAUGCAAUCAAUCACUUUCAGUCGGAGGAAAUCCACAUUCUGUAACAGCCCAGGCGAUCCGGGUUAGAGGUCGACCGAUAUAUCCGCCUACCUCAGGUCCGGAUCGGUUUCCUUUAGCGCCGUGCAUGUGUGAACGUUCUCCGCUUCUGUUGAUACUGUAGUUUUAUAUUACUUUCACUUUUUAAUAAUUCUAGAGGUUUUUUUCCUUUUUAAAGAUGUUUUAUUGUUUGUUGUCCGUCUGUCGAUCACGCUACUUGAACUGUAGAAACUACGUUAAAUGUUUAGCGUUCUGCCCCAGAAACAGAAACCCUACUGGCCCGUAUUUAUCCGUCGCCGAUGUGAAACAAAAGGCGUGCCGUUAUUAAAGCGUAGUUAGUGCGUGAAAAACAAGGACUCAAAAUGAUGAAAGCAGGAGAAUGCUUCAUUCAUUCAUUCAUUUAACACUUUUAUCACCAUUUUACUGCCGUAGUGCAGCUGAACUAAUGUAAUGUGGAUGUUUUUGUCGUGGUUGUGUUUGUACCCCUAACCAAUCACUGCUGUCGCUAUUUAUAUUUUUAGCUAUUGAAAAAAGUUUAAUUUCCAGAUAUUAAAUCAUAAAAUCAGACUAGCAUGACUCAUCCUCUUAGGUUCAUUUUAUUUUGGAAGUUUUGGUAACACUUCCUUUUACAGUCCUCUAAUUACUAAGUACUUACAUGGUAAUUACAUGGUAAGUUAAAGUGUAUAAUUGUGUAAUUAAAGUGUGUAAUUGUAAUAGAGUAAUUAUUGUGCAAAGCAAUAUUUACGGGGAAUGAUUACUCAAAAUAACUAGAUUUGAACCUCAGUUACACGGUAAUAACUGUUUAAGAACUUAGAAACAAUAAUACACUUUAUCUUAAUAGGUAAUUACCAUUUAAGUACUUGGUAAUUAGGGGACUGUAAAAGGAAGCGUUACCGAAGUUGUUUUAUCCUCGAGCCUUCUGGAAAAACCGAGCUUCUUCAUCAACUUAUGGAUGCCUUUACAGUAGGAGAGAGAGAGAUUUCACCCCUCUGAUUAACCCGACGCUUUAGUGGAAGUUGAUGAUGUAGCCUUAAAUGGGGUUGUCAUGGUAAUAAAUCACCCAUCCCAUUGUCCCAAAUGUUGUGUAAAAAUCAAGUAUUUGAAACCUUUUUGAAAGACUUUAAAUAGUGUUUAGCAUAAAGAAUAGGUCAUUAGAACAGGGCUGUAGCGGUCGUUUUGAAACGUGUUUCUGGUUUCUUUGACGAGUAUCCUGAUUUUGGUUUUAAAAUUGUGUUUGUUUCCCCUCCCAAAGCCAAAGGUGUCCCGGUGGUCUGAGCUCCAAGGCUCAUACAAAUGGGUCAUUCCCAUCUGUACCGGGUCGGCCCGGUCCGGGUAGCCCCGGUCGGCCCCAGCCUGGCCCGGUUGAUUCCACGCGUCCUUGUUCUAAGCCCAUGUGGGCUGAUUCUACCCACCAAUCAGAGGCUUGCUCUAAUGGAAGGUGUGAAUUUGCUGUCAGCAGUGGGUGUGUUGGCCCUGGUCGGCCUGAAGCAGACCCCCUCGAGAAGAGGGCUGAGAACGAGCCUUGGUUGGCCCGGAAAAAUACCAGGCCACCCAGAUAUGUAAACAACCUACGCUACCCGGCCCGGGCCGACCCGGUACAGAUGGGAAUGGCCCAAAAGUGAACAUCUGGACCUCUCUAUUUCUGAGCUGUUCCUAAAACACUGGACUGGUGGGAAAAGGGAGAUGAAAUUUCAUAUUUAGAGGAGAAGUGGCUGAAUUAGGAGCUUUGUGGGGUUUGGUCUUUACUUGAUGGCAGAUUUUUCAUGUUUUCUUUAGCUCGCUGAUUUUGAUGUGCCUGUUCCUCGAAGCUGCUACUGAAUCCACACACUUAUGAUUUGUGUGUCAUAUCAAUAAUAAUGAUGUUUGGGCUUUGUUAGCAGAACAACUUUGUAUUUAUUUGAUGACCGUAUGACAAAAACGUCCCAGUAGCCCAGCUGUACUUUUGGUUUGUUUGAUUGGUCUUAUUGGGAGAUUAUUGUGUAAGUAACAACAGAGCAGUGUUUUAAGUGUCCACCUGUGGUCUGAAGAGCUUCCAAGCCUGAUUGGUAUGCUCCACAUCGUCAAAACCAUGAAAACACGAAACGACUCGACUCGUCUUACUCAGUCUGAACUGCCUCGUUACAGCCCGACACAGUCAGGCUCUACGGUUUCAUAUGAAGUGCCUCCAAUGGGCUUUAUUAUGGAGAAGUGUGUGAGUGUGUGUCCUCGUGAGUGUAUGAUGAGCUUGGGUAUUAGCAAACAGGUGUGCACACGGACAAGUGAAUCUCUGAUGGGGGACCAAGCUAACUACUGAUGCUGUGUCAUGGACUCGAGUCCUGAAGUGUGCCACGACUCUUUAACACUGUCACAAUGUGUCGACUGUUUGCUGCUGACUCGCUGACCAAAGUGACCAGGUGUCCCUUUUCCACCCCCACCCCAGCCAAAAGCAAUGGUGAACCUGAACUAUGAACUAAAGUUCUGACAGUAAUGGGCAACUGUGACAAAGGAGCUGCAUCUCUCGUUUUGUUGGCUUAAAAAAAAUCUUAUGAAGUAAAAAUACAAAGAUGGGAACCGAGCAGCAAACAAAUCUAGAGUGAGUGGUUCUGAUCCACAAGUAAAAUACAAUGAUGUACUUGGAGGUUUAACCAGAGAUUUGGGGUUUCUGCUUUAUCUUAAUGCAGAAGUAUCACUUAUUAUGUUUGCACUGUGGGGAUUUCAUCUGUUGGAGCACAUCAUAGUUUUAAAUGUGAAGUGUCCGAGAUGAUUUUCUGUUUAAACAGGAAUCUUUUUCCUGGGGGUGGAUUUGGUGGUCGGCCGAAUUGUGGGUCAGAGGAACGUAUCCAUUCACUCUAGGUUUAUUUCUGCUCUGAUGUAAUCGUCCUCUGGUCUGAGCGGUGGAGGGGGCCUGUUCUCUCUACUGUGAAAAUGUGAUGCUCCACUUUUGCAGAACCUUCAGGAAUAAAAAUGUCUUGCACAAACAUCCCCCCCUAACCAAAAUAAAGUUUGAAAACAACA